GGACUUUCAGUGGAAGGUGGAUCCCCGAGAGGAGUGUCGUUAGAACUGCGGUUUCGGGGUCUUUGGGCUGUUUGUGAAAUGUCUAGUUCCCAGAGAAGCCAGAUCGCAGCCGGUGCUGAUAUGAAUGUGGAUUUGCAUGCGCCGAAUCGCGAUUGUCCGGACCAACUAAAAGUAAACAAAUAUUAAUCGCCCAGCACCAGCGGCAGAAACCGGUCUGCCAGUGAGAUAGAGACACAGGCCUGAGUCAGAGGCUUCGGACUUUUGGGGAUCAGUGCGGAAAACGAGGAUUCAGAAUGCCUGGACUGUGCCUAGGAAUAGUGCUCCUAAUAUGUUCUGGUUACACCAAUUGCUACAAGAUACCCACACCCACGGUGGAGCUUCUGGAGAAUGGAUUCAGCAUUUCUAUUCCAGAUGAAGAAGGCGUCAAGGUGGUGGCUUUCAAUGUGAAUCGCAAUCGGAAUUUCACCUCCUUUAUCAACGAGGGACAAUACAACGUGAGACUGGUGAAACCCGAGAAUAGCAGGUGGACCAGUAACUUCACUUCGGUGCCUUUGAGAGCCCAAGAUAUUCUGUAUCUUUGGACGAGUGUGCAGCACCAGAAGGCCGUGUACCAGGACCUGGCGCAGCCUCUGGCUGUCUGCAAUCUGGGUGGAAGCUAUCGACCCAGAGGCUGUUCUCCCAAUGAAGAUGACUUCGCGGAUGUCAAUCAACUGAGUACUGAAAGAAGUGCCACGGAAUCCGCAGUUCCCUCCGUUUGUGAACCUUCCGAGUCCCAGGUUUCGCCACAAAUAGGCACUCCUCUCUGUAAGGGACAACUUCUGUUCGAGGAGACAUUCGAUCAGCUGAAUGAAUCCCUGUGGAACCACGAUGUGCGUGUGCCCUUGGACUCCAAGGAUGCGGAGUUCGUCUUGUAUGAUGGGAAAGCUAGGGCCCAGUAUGGGCACCUGGUGAUCGAGCCGCUGCUUUGGUCCAGCUAUCGCCCGGAUCUGUCAAUAUCCAAUUCCAGACUCGAUCUCUCGGAGCGUUGCACGGGCACCCACAACCGACUUAAGGAAUGUGUGCUGCACUCAAUGGGCAGUGGACCCAGUGGAAUCAUGCCGCCCAUUGUAACACCUCGCGUUAACACCAAGGACACCUUUGCCUUCCAGUACGGAAGGAUUGAGAUUCGCGCCAAGCUGCCAAAAGGGGAUUGGAUAGUCCCCCUUCUGCUACUGGAACCUCUGUCAGAGUGGUACGGUCAAUCGGGCUACGAGUCCGGGCAGCUGCGAGUGGCACUGGCCAGAGGUAACUCCGUGCUGAGGAUGCCGCGAGGAAAGCUCGUGGAUGGUAGAUCGCUAUAUGGCGGCCCUGUACUCUCCACGGAUGCCCAUCAGCGGGAGGACUUGUGGCUCAGCAAGCGAAAGAUUUCCCACUUCGGCGAUGACUUCCACGUGUACAGCUUGGACUGGAGCAGCAGUAGACUGCUGUUCUCGGUUGAUGGGCAAGUCUAUGGUGAGAUGCUAAAUGGUUUCACGGAGUUGGACGAGAAUCCCAGGUGGAAGCAGGGCGGUCCCAUGGCCCCUUUCGACAGGAUGUUCUACAUGUCUUUGGGUCUGUCUGUUGGCGGCUUUGGCGACUUUGUGGACCAUCUGCGCACCGCCACCUACGAGAAGCCUUGGACCAACUACCAUCCCCAGGCGAAGGUGCAGUUCCACCAGGCCCAAGAUCAAUGGCUUCCCACUUGGAAGCAGCCAUCUCUGAAGAUCGACUACAUACGUGUCUUCGCCAACUGAUUCAUAGCUCUAUGGAUUAUAGUGUAGUAGUAUUAUUUAUAUGAAUGUGCUACGCAGGUUCUUAUCACGAAUAAAGCUUUGCGAGCAAUUCGGAAAAAUCGAUUGAAACUGAAA
Messenger RNA from Drosophila biarmipes, 1886 nucleotides. RefSeq names its product gram-negative bacteria-binding protein 1 (gene GNBP1). Gene Ontology annotation, molecular function: carbohydrate binding; hydrolase activity, hydrolyzing O-glycosyl compounds. The coding region runs from base 294 to 1772 and encodes 492 amino acids. The record is from RefSeq and is a predicted model, not a curated record. Gene Ontology annotation, biological process: carbohydrate metabolic process. The transcript is spliced from 4 exons. NCBI's taxonomy places the organism in Eukaryota, Metazoa, Arthropoda, Insecta, Diptera, Drosophilidae.